UAUUCAUACUCUCUCUGAUAAAGUGGUGGUGUAUAAACAUGGAUGUUUUUGCGUGAGCAUGUUGCAUUUACAUAAAGCUAUAGUUUCUUGUAUUUUUUGUGGAAUGCUUGCAAUUUAUUUUUUGUCUGUGUAUGUUACAGUGCCCGUUGUAAUAGCUCUUUUUUUAUUCUUGUAUUUUAUAAGUAAAGUGAACUGGUCGGGGAUUAAUGUGCAUGGCCUCACGCGUCUCACUCCGUUUCGGAAGUUUUUAAUAUCUAUUCGUAUGUGGACAAACUCUGCAUUAAUCUCGAUCAUGAAAAGUAGUAAGCAAUUAAGAUCCGACACGCAAAGAAGUAGGGCAAGUGGGGUGUCAGCUUAUGCUGGAAUAAGUAACUUUACUUUGAUGGAGACACCUCGAGGUAAUACCAGUCACUCUGGUUUAAACAGAGAUAAUUUUGAAUAUAACCGAAGAAACUCUUUCAGUGCUUACUCGUCAAGCGAUUUGAUGCAUAGUAAUGCAAGAUCUAAUAGCAGGAGCCAGCAGCUAUUGCAUCAGACACCAAGCAGAUAUUCCGGAGAUGUAAGCUUUUCCCCCAAAGGUUCACCAUGGGGGAAAAGUGUGAGCCCAAAAUUAAGAACCCAUGGUGCAGGCAUAAAGACAGUACAAACUGUUGCAGGCCCUCUUCUUGCAUCAACAAGGUUUAACAUCAAUAAAAACUUAAGGAUGUUUGGAAAUGUAAGCAGUCCGGGCUUGAGCAGUCGUGUGGCCCAUUAUGCAAGUGAGGAUGCCAAAAUACUGACACAUCAGAAGCAAUACUCUGGCCCAGGGCAGUUUCCUCUUGUGAAUCUGGAUCAUUCUGCAUCCAAGUUACCUGUUCAUUUCCCCCGUAGAGACCAGAGAAUUGUUCACAGCCCAGUUACUGUCAGUAUUGCACGUCCUCAGUCAUCAGAUAUGAGGUAUAUGAGCAAGUCACAGAACCUGAGUGGCAGUUCUUUAGAAGAGCAGGAUUCUUCAAAGUCUGUCUUGGAAGUGCUAAAGGAGAUCUCUCGUAAGCGCAUCCAUGCUCAGUUGGAUGAGAAUGAAGAUGAUACUGUUAAGAGACAGCGCAAGGGAGAUGGACAGAUUAUCGCAGACCAUGGUUCAAUCAAGCAGCAACUUCAAGAUGAUAUGGCUCUAGGCAAGCGAGCAAGGGAGGAGUCUCCUAACCAAAAUGAGACAAGCCCUCAUCCCCUUCAGCAACAGAACAAACGAACUCGCAACAAUGAGAUCUCGAGUUCACUCAGUUCAAGCAGAAACCUGUUGAACCAGCUGAAGACCAGUACCAAGAGGAAAUCCUCGACAUCUGAUUGGUCACGUAGCAGUACCCCUGUUAUGAGCAAACCACCGAAACAGUCUCGUGACAGCCUUGAGGAUGCAGCAAACAUCAUACGGGGGACACCAGUACCUGUACUUACAUCACCAAUUCAAACUCCUGCCACCACCCCAACACUUUCCAUUGAUAAGGCAGAUGAGACAUCUACUGAAAAGUCUGUGGAUAUCAAGCCAAGCAAGUUUCUGCCCAAAUUUGCUGCCGUUCUGGACAAGAAUGGAGGCCCAGUGUUGAACAGUGUGGCAGCACUGGAGACAAAGCGUGCCUAUGACAGCCGCACACGUCUUAGGUCCAUGCUUGCAGUUAUAGCUGGGGAAGAUGAUUUCAUCAGAAAACCAUCAUCAACUGCCAAUGAUGUUACCGCUUCAAGUGCCACUGCGACGACGACUUUCUCGAGUAUCUUGCCACCUGUAUCUGCAGCAGGUGAUGUGAGAGAGACGACAACUGCUCCGUCAAAUACACAAACAGAACCUGUUCUUACAGAUACUAACACCCAGGCUUCAGCUGCCAAGAACCCUUAUUUACCAAACAGUGUCUCACUGAUGAUUCCAAAUAACAUUUCCCCUGUAGUAACAAACAUCAGUGUCGCAAAUACAGGUUUUGGAUUGGAAUCAGUGACAUCUACUCCAGUGACUUCUCUGUUAAACCAAACAGCGCCAAAUCUAACAUUAACAUCAUCCCCAGCCAGUACUUUUGUUUUUGCCGAAGAGAAGAAACCAACUUCAACGCUGACUACUUCAACAUAUAUGGUUGCUCCCACAGAACAAAAAAUAGAUCCUUUUAAAAAUGUUGCUACAACUUCUUCUUCUGGUACUUCUUUUAUCUUUGGCAAACCUCAAUCUUCGCAAGUUUUAACAGAGUCCUCAAAUUCAUUGCCUAAAAUGUCAGCAGAAGAUGCUCCACAGCUGGUCACUUCGUCUACACCAGACCUUGGCAUGAGUAAUGGAUCCAGCACUGCUCCAUCUUCCAAUGAACAGGCAGGCCAUGGGUCUGCAUCAGAUAGCAGUAAUGCCAGUGGUGGCUUCAGUUCAUCAUCAGUAAACACUGUUAUCAGUGUGGCAAAACCACUGGUGACAGAAACCACAAAGAGCUUGUUCAGUUUCGGAAAUAUGGCAGCGUCUCCUUCAGUGAAUACCACAACUUGCGCAUCAGCCACCACGACUUCAAAUUCAUUGUUAAAAUCUGCAGUGAACUGUACCCAAGCAGAUGUGGGUCAGUAUGGUUCGUUAGCAACAUCAGCUGCUACAAGUGGUUCCAUUUCUACAGAUGUCACUCUCUUUGGUUCUGCUAAAAGCGAUGACAAACCAUCUACAGCACUCCCCGUUGGAACACAAAAUUUUGGAAUAAAGCCAGAGACAUCUAGAGGUAUUCUGUUUCAGUUGAAUGCUACCAACAACAGCACUGCUAUAAAUUCAUUUGGGGGCUUCAAGUUUGACUUCACAAAAGGAUUGAAAGAGAACGAAGUUGCGUCAACAACACAGUCCCAGCCGACAGUAAAUCUGAUGACUUCCAGUACAGCUCCCAUCACUACAACUUCUGCCAUAACUUCCAUAUCCACUCCCACUACAACUUCUUUUAACAUCUCAACACCUGCUUCCACAAGCCAAUCACAAGAAUCACCACUCAAAUUUGGAACUACAUUCUCAACACCAUUGUUCAACUUUGGUGGGACAAGUACUGCCAGUGGACCUACACAAAGUGUUGGAGGUUUUCCUGGGUGUAUUUUUGGAAAUUCACAGCCAAAAACUGAUGGAGUGACACAAAAGCCACAGCAGAGCCCCUUUACAUUUGGUACAGUUCCAUCUUCUCAGAAUCAGAGCUUGACUAGCACCUUCACAUUUGGUGGUUCAUCUGCAUUGAGUGGUGUUAAAUCUGGGGGUUUUGCCUUUGGAGGAGGCGGCGGUAGCCAAUCUGCUGGUGGAAUAUUUGGAAGUGGGAAUGCUCCGGGCCAGUCAGCACAGUCUGGUAUUGGAAAUGUGCCUGAUCAGGCAUCACUACCAGGAUUUGGCGGUGGGAACAAGACAGACCAAUCACAGUCAGGUGUUGGAAUAUUUGGCACAGCACAAUCCUCUGAUAAAGUCUUUGCGGGUACACAGGUUUUACAACCAUCAGGAUUAUUUGGCAGUUCAGUAACCCAAUCAAGUGGAAUAUUUGGAAGUACUGGAAAUGUGUCCACUCCCUCUGUGCAGUCAUCUGGUGCAAUAUUUGGCAGCAGCGGGAGUCUGUCAGUUCAGUCGCCACAGCAGACAUCUCAGCCUUCUAGUGGAAUAUUUGGGACUCCAUCGCAGCCUAGUGGUGGGAUAUUUGGAAGUGGCAGCAGUGUGGUUGCCCAGCCAGCUGGUGGAGCAUUUGGAGGUGGUAGCAGUACCCAGCCGGUAUUUGGGUUUGGUUCAACAUCGGCUACAACUCCAGCACAGCAGACGGCAUCUGGUGGCAGCACCGGACUGUUUGGUGCUACUGCGUCUUUUCAGUUUGGAGCAGGAAGUAGUAGCGCUGCUACCUCAGCUCCUCAAUCAACUGGAGGUUUUAGUUUUGGAAGUUCUGGUGUCAAUCCAUCAGCAGCAGUCAUUAACUUCAGUACUGAAACAUCUGGAAACACUGCAUUCCAAUUUGGUUCAGGGGCAGCUCCGGUAUUUGGAAAUCAGACCAUGGCGCCAGGCAGGUUUAGCAUCGGCUCUGGGUCUACUGCCCCACGUGCUCGUACCGCCAGAUUGCGAAGACAGAGGUGAACUUGACUCGCAUAUUAAGUGGGCAGACUUUUACGAAUGGGACGAGUGAAACGGUGUGAGGGAGCUGGCUCAUCUUUUGUGUAAACAGUCUUGUGAAUUUGUUGGUCUUGGACACAUUUUGCAGUAUGCCGCACAUACGAUGAUGUUCUUGGAGAAAAAAAUAUUUGGAUUUGACAUACAGUGGAAAUUUGUGAUUACAUAACUUGAAUUAAUACACUGUGAAUAAUAUUAUCAAGUCUACAGGUGAACUUAUUGUGCGCACAUAAAUGAUGUGUGAAUGAAACUCUUUCAAAAGAAAGAGAGUGAGUAACAUAUGCAUUUCUAGAUUAAAAAUCUAUUUAUGUUAUGACUUAGUAGAAAAUAUAAAUAAGAGGACACAUUUUGGGCUGAGUUCGAGCGCAUAAUUUAGCAUUGAUAAUGAUUGGUAUAAAUAAAAAGGUGAUUUUUGUCUGUUACCAGUCUCACAAGAUAACUGCAUGUUUAAAAGUGACUCAUUUUGUAGCAUUAGUGGUGAAAGUUCUGUGGUUGAAAUGUCCGUAUUUACACGUACAUUGCCCACGCUUACGUAAGUCAUAUUAAUUUUUUAAGGAUAGACUGGAAGUGGUUACAUUGCUUAAAAUUUCAACUGAAAUUUUAAAAUUUUCUUUUUACAGUGCAGUGGCUUUUACAUGCUUUUUGUUCCAUAUGCUUAUUUUGCUAAGAAAUCAAAAUUGAUGUGUACAAGCAAAAAGCAGUAAAACUGUAGUAUUCCGUUCACAUAAUUUCUUCUACUUUAAAUACUCCAGCAUUUAACUUUGUGGUUUUACGUUUCACUAAUUCACAUUUUGAAUGUUUCAUACGUGUAUUUUGAUUAUGUAUAUAGUCUGUCACUCCGUGGGAUGUGAAAUUGUUCAAGUGACUGUUAAAAUAUAAUGGUUUGUUUCUUUACUCAAAACUCCUACAAAUUUUAUGGCAGCAACUAAUUUCCAUAUUAUGUGUACAGUUGGGACUGAUUCAUCUUCAAUGCCACAAACCUGCAAAACAAUGCAUGCCCCAUUCUAUGAGCGAAAGACUACUGACCUUUGAUAUAGCAAGCUCUAAAGAACUUGAGGUAAACGCUGAAUUUUAUGUUUUGACACAAUAGAAUUGUAGGUUAUAGGUACUAUUUAUUGUGUUAAUCAGACAUGAAACUUACAUGUGCAACGUUCAUAUAGUCUUCUCUUCAUUUAGCUUUGCAUUGCAAGUUGGAAAAUCAACACUAGCAACUGAAAUACAUGUUUUCUCAUUUCUGGCUAAGAUUUUCUCUGGCUUACUAUGAAAGCAGUUUUUUAAACAUUAUCAUCUAACAUUUUCACCCUGAUCCUGAAGACAGUCCUUGAAUUAGAUUAGGUGCAAAUUGCUAUGAAUGGAAUUUGUAAAAUCUGUUACUGGGAGUGGUUGGUCUGUUUUACUUCAAAGGUUGACUGAUAAUGGCUUCCAGUUUAAAUUUAAAGUAUCUUUAAAUAAAUGACAUUUUUUGAUUCAGAAAGCAAAACCUUGGGAGAAGAGUUGCAUACAGUAUUUGAAUAAACACAGUAUGUACUUUGCCAGCACUGAUGUGAACAUUUUUAAUUUUUGUGUGAAACCCAUGUAAAAAGAAAUAGGAGGGAAUGCUUAUAACAGAAAAAUCUACAUACAAAUAAAGAUGAAAAAUAUAAAAAGUA
Molecule: messenger RNA, 5760 nt
Organism: Zootermopsis nevadensis
Lineage: Eukaryota; Metazoa; Arthropoda; Insecta; Blattodea; Termopsidae
Source: RefSeq, a predicted model, not a curated record